UUUUUUAAAAAACAUGUCAAAAUAUACAGUCAAUCAUUUUUGUGUAAUACAUCCUAUUUAACCUACAAUCAAAUCAUCAAUAAGUUAAACAGUGGCGAUGYUAUUGAAAUUCAAMGAAUYGGUUAUAAACACUAUGUAUUGUUUGAAAUGACGGACAAAUCGGGUAACUGUUGGUGUUAUCAYGUUUCGGAAUUAAACGGUAUUUAUMGGAUACUGUAUCAGCCAUURGAUGAAAUACUGGCCGAUAACGGAACACCRGAGCCAUCAUUGUGUCGGAUCAACAAUCAGGAGACAAUUGCMGCUAUUGUUACGAAAUUUAUGAAAAUUUCCGGAAUAGAUAUUCCAAACAUUAACAACAUUUUCAAUCAAUUAAGUCAUAGGAAAGACGAAAUUGUUGCUUAUAAUACAUUAACAAGCAAUUGUGAACAUUAUGUUUAUCAAUGGAAAUAUGGUAUCGGUUGGUCAAAACAGGGAACUAUAGGUUUGGCCGGCAUAUUAACUGCCGGUUCAAUUGUUACAAGUGUUGCCUAUAAGUUAGGGAUACAUAAGUUUGUGGCCAAAGUUAUACUGAAAAAACUGGCUAAAGAAACGGCUUCAUUGAAUCCKGAAAUUGUUAUAACAUAUCUGGUUAUUGAAGGCAUCAGUUUUACAAUUUUAUUUUAUCAACGAUAUAGACAACGAUAUUUAAGACAAUAAUUUUAAUUAAAUAUCAAUUGGCGCUAAACUUUGAUAGUAAUGGC
This is a messenger RNA of Oppia nitens, 740 nucleotides long. RefSeq lists its product as uncharacterized. Gene Ontology annotation, cellular component: cytoplasm. The transcript has 3 exons. The record is from RefSeq and is a predicted model, not a curated record. Gene Ontology annotation, molecular function: glycerophospholipid phospholipase A1 activity; A2-type glycerophospholipase activity. The annotation marks the transcript as partial. Lineage: Eukaryota; Metazoa; Arthropoda; Arachnida; Sarcoptiformes; Oppiidae. Gene Ontology annotation, biological process: N-acylphosphatidylethanolamine metabolic process.